Molecule: messenger RNA, 984 nt
Organism: Acanthocheilonema viteae
Lineage: Eukaryota; Metazoa; Nematoda; Chromadorea; Rhabditida; Onchocercidae
Source: the annotation of a GenBank genome assembly
AUGUUCACCCUGCCAUUACAUAUUGGCAAUUUGCAAGUUGAUUUUACAAAACGUUUACUUUUAAUCAAUCGAUUUGAUGAUGUAAUUGAUAACCAUAGUUCAACCAUUGUUGCUGCUACUGCUAAUGCUAUUUCUCCUACAAUAAAGCAGGAAUUUAAACGAACAUUAGCAGUGAAUAUUGGUUGUUCUAUUAUUGAUCAAACUGUACAAAUAAAAGAAUAUACUAUGAAUGAUAACUUAUUAACAAUUAAAAUUGAUAAUGGAAUUGAACUAAGAAUUAAAUAUGAUACAUCGGAAGAGUUAUAUGACAAAUAUGAAAUUGAAUGGAUAAGCGUUAAAGGUUAUCAUUACAUGAAAGAUGUAAUACAAACGGAUGAAAUUAGCCAAUGGUAUGGUGGACCUCAGAUAGCCCAGCAAACAUGGCCUUUAGCUAGGACUUUCCAACAUUUUUCACCUUAUUUAGCAGCGGACACUCUAAAGGCUAAUACUAUUGCACCAAUUCUUUCCUAUUCAAUAUUUGUAGCGAAACGUUGUACGUUACGUGAAUUUCACGUAGUUCUUCAUAGAAAUUUGUAUGACUCAUGUACAUCUAUUCCUGAUGAAGCAUUGAUUCGUAAGCCUAUUUGGUCAACCUGGGCAAGAUACUCUGAGAAUGUAACUCAACAUGAUGUGCUUGAAUUUGCUCAAGAAAUUUUAAAUCACCAUGCACCGAUUUGCCAGCUUGAAUUAGAUGACAAUUGGGCUACAUAUUAUGGCGAUUUUGAACUUGGUAUAUUUUCAUUCAAAUUUGAUGGAGGUGAAGUGACCUAUCUUCCAAAUGAUGUUCGUCUGCAUUGUGGUACAUCGCCAAAUGAUUUUUGCGAAGCUUAUGUACGAGCAGCUGCUUCGUUUGGUUUCUCAAUUGAGGUAAGAGUUUUUCGUCGCACACAAUCCCUGCCGAUAUUUUACAGAACAAUGGAUCGUCUAUCAACUUGGUCUGUAUAG